Spirodela intermedia is the source of this 4550-nucleotide messenger RNA. Lineage: Eukaryota; Viridiplantae; Streptophyta; Magnoliopsida; Alismatales; Araceae. The record is from the annotation of a GenBank genome assembly.
AUGGAAGAUACCAUCCGCUUGCCGACUAUUUCAGAUGCGUCGCUGGAUUUUGAUCUGAUGGACGAGUUCUUAUCGGAAGAUGCUUGGUUAGGGAUUCCAAACUCCGCAGACUUGCUGCAACAGGGUUCCCCUUACUCUCCAAAUUCAUUUCUCUCUUCGUAUCUGAUUCCCCCCUCUAAGACAGAGACGGGGGUUUCCUACCCCGGCCACGGGGAUGAUGCUCGCCCCGCCGAUCUCGAAGCACCAGGCUCUUCCCAAUAUCCACCUGAAGUUGGAACGCCAGCUGAGAACAUGAUAGAUACACUACUCAAUCCAGGGAUUAGGGGUUUGGGUCACGACUCAGUCCAAGCAAGUGAACCUGGGGAGACUGGAACGAGCAAGAGUUUGAGUACUGAGCCAAGCGCAGAUCCAGAUCCCAUGUCCUCAUUGAAGGAGAGAGUAGUCCAGGCUGUUGGUUGGAUUAAGGAGGCCCAUAGAGAUGGUGACGUGCUGGUUCAGAUAUGGGUUCCUACCAGGAAAGAAAAUCAACAGAUUCUUACUACCUAUGGGCAACCAUUCUCUCUCAAUCCCAACUGCCAAAGGCUUUUGGACUACAGGACGAUCUCAACAAGUUACCAGUUUUCAGCUGAAGAGAACUCCGAUGAGGUCCUCGGAUUGCCCGGAAGAGUUUUUGUAGGGAAGCUGCCUGAAUGGUCUCCAGAUGUCCGAUACUUUAGUUCACACGAAUAUGCUCGGGUUAAUUAUGCUCAACAUUUUGAUGUGCGCGGCACGCUUGCACUUCCCAUAUUUGAGCGUGGUAGCCGGCCAUGCAUAGGCGUUCUAGAGGUUGUGAUGACCACAGAGAAGAUCAAUUACCGCUCUGAUCUUGAUAGCAUCUGCAAUGCCCUACAGGUGUGGUUUUUCUUCAUUGAUGUCGUCUUUCCUUUCAAGUUAUUCUUUCUAGCUUACAUGGUACGUCACGCUAUUCUCUAAAGCGAUCUUAAUGUGAUCCUUUUUGUUGAGCCUCUUCCCCCGCGCUUAGAAAAUCAUUAAAAUUCUUCAUAUCGGGCCCACCUCGUCAAUAUUGCUCAUCCCUUCUACAUUAUCUGGAGAUCUUUUACUCUGACUCAACACUUCAAUACUUGCUUUGUCUAGAUGAUCAGUCUCGAGAUCACAAUCCUUUCUCUCAAGUGAGAAGAUCUUUGGAUUAAUUCAGUGAAGCUUGUCGAGCUAAUUUGAUGUAGUUUCACUAAGUUACUGAUAUCACCGAUCCUUCCCAUCCAUUAAAAAAGUAUGUUCAUCAAAGAGUCGCAUUCGAAAUAUUUUUUGAAUAUUUCAUCAUUUUAGCUUCAUGAUGUGGGGGUGCUACCCACCAUUAAAAACUGAGGGGGAGAUGCAUAUGUUUUUUCUGCGUUGUGUAAGAGAUAUCUCCAUUCGCUCCUUCUGAGUGAUCUAUUGAUCAGAUCAGAUACCUUUUAAGAUGCUUGGGGAAACCUAUAACUUAGCCAGCGCAGUUUCAUCAAGUUAACUGUGCUUUUGUAGGCUGUUGAUCUGAGAAGCUCUGAAGUCCCCACUGUUCCCCGCAUAAAGGUAUGUGAUUAUUCUGGUGAAGUAGCCCAUGAAAUAAGUAGGGAGGAUGGGAGAAGUUAUUUUUUAUGACAUGAAUAUUUAUAUUUUUAUUUUAGUACAUUCCUCUCUCUAAAAAUUGGGCAGGGUUAUUUUGGUUCAGAUGAAAAUUGAAUCCUACGUGGCUGCUAUGCCAGAGAUAUCAGCAGUCUUGAGAGCGGUCUGCCAGACUCAUGGCCUGCCUUUAGCUCAGACCUGGGUUCCCUGCAUCCAGCAAGGUAAAAGUGGCAGUCGUCAUUCUGAUCAGAACUACAGGGGCUGCGUUUCCACUGUGGAUGGCGCUUGUUUCGUGAACGAUUCUUCUCUGUUUGCUUUCCACGAGGCAUGCUCUGAGCACCAUCUGCUUAGAGGGCAAGGCGUAGUUGGCAAGGCAUUCACAACAAAUCAGCCUUGCUUUUCAUCUGAUGUCAGUGCUUACAGCAAGACCGAGUACCCUCUCUCUCACUAUGCCAGAAUGUUUAGUCUGCGGGCCGCAGUGGCUAUCCGACUACGCGGUGUUAACUCUGGAAACUGUGACUUCGUGCUGGAAUUCUUCUUGCCGAUGGAAUGCCAUGAGGGUGAAGAGCAGAAGGUGAUACUUCACUCACUGUCCACAACCAUGCGGCAGGUCUGUCGGAGUUUUCGGGUCCUCACAGAAAAAGAGCUGCAAGAUGAAACCACUCUGCAAGUUAAUGAACAACUGGCUUCAAACAUGCUGUGCGGAGCACGUUUUGGAUUUCAUGAGGGUCAGAAUAUGAGUUUAGGCAUCUUAACUCCUGCUGCAGAAGUUCCUGAGCCGGAUCCAACGUGCACUGAAGACCUUGUAGAAGCUCUACUGAAUAAUAAUAAAGCCAACGUUCUCCGUGCUGGUUCGUCAUUGCAGUUUGAAGACCCGGAGUUGAAGAGAUUCAGUGGGACAAGUUUCUUUGGUAGACCUGACGCAGAGCUGUUGACAGAGAGCAGUAAGCCAUCAGCAGACCGCAAUCAAGGUCCAGGUGGAGAUAUUACCGGUAAAUCCGACGUUUCUAGCAAAGGGAAGGCGGCAGAAAAGAAGCGGACGAAAAUGGAGAAGACAAUCAGCAUGGAGGUCCUUCAACAGCACUUCUCUGGUAGUCUAAAAGAUGCUGCGAAGAGCAUUGGAGGUAGGCACCCACCUGCUCGUGUCCGUUUUUAUUCAUAUGUAUCGUCAUUUUGUGCACCUCCACCACACAACAUCUUAGGAAGUCCCUUGAUCAUUUCCUGACAAAUAAAGAAGAUUUCACCAUAGAUGGUAAUAUAAACCGAUUCGCAGAUCAAAAACUUUGGUUAAACGGAAAACCUUAUUUAUCAGCUUCCACUUAGACUUACUGUCUAAUUUCCUCAAACUAUCCAUGCGAGAUGAGGGCUCAUCACUUGAUGAUUUGAUUACCUGAUCAAUGACUUUACUAGGGUUCGUUAGGCCCUAGAUCAUUGUUUCUGGUCUGAUGAUAUGCCCCGAAAAGGAUUUUAUGAAAACUAUGUUUCUUAUUUAUCCCUCCCAUACCAGGGCGUGAUCAAGAUCCUGUCACAGGGGUUUCAGAAUUUCUUCCUACGGAUGUCGGAUUGUAGGCACAGAUUUCAAAUAAAAGAGACACACUGAAGUACAAUCUCAAAGCAAUUCCAUUUAAAGUAUAUAAAUUUGUUUCCAAGUAUUUAUAGCGAUUGCAGAUAUUGGAUGAGAGAGUGUUAGACCUAUUUGCCUUGGGAAUACUUUGCCAAUCAUCUUCUUACUUUUAGUUCAUAAAUGGAAUGGGAAAGCGUGGAAUCUUCUUGCCAUCCCGCCGUGUGUGUAAAGCCGAUUUAAUUUUUUUUACAAAAAAAGACAUGCAAUGUACUGGAAAUCUUCCCCUGAUUCCCUCUUUCCCUCUCAGUCUAGACUCCUUCCGCAGACACAGGAAGCCUUCGAUGUUUCUUACCACCCUCACCAGCUUAGCUGCCCACUCUGUUUUAUAUGAGUUGCUGACUUUCUCUAUCAAGCUGAAGGGGGCAUGACCCCCUUCAGCUCUAUCUACUUGUAGACUUGACUUCAUCAUUCUCCGUGGAAACAUCGAGAUAAAUAUAUAUAUAAAAAGGUAAAAAAAUAGCUAGACCCUGCACUGACUUGACAUCCGUAAACCUGCUGUGUUGCAGUGUGCCCUACUACACUGAAGAGGAUAUGCAGGCAGCAUGGGAUUUCUCGCUGGCCCUCGAGAAAGAUCAAGAAGGUGGGUCACUCCCUGAGAAAGCUACAGGUGGUGAUCGACUCCAUCCAGGGAGUCGACAGCGCCUACCAUCUCAGCUCCCUGUACUCAGAUUUCCCCAAAGCUGGUGCCCCGGAUCAAAAUGCCCAGAGAGAGCCCGGAAGGAGCUCAGAGAAACACGACGAACCUCCAGCUUCUCUCUCCAAUUCUCCGUCUUCGUCUUGCAGCCAUAGCUCCAGCUCGAGCCAGUCCUGCUCCCACAGAACGCAGGCUCCGAUAAAAGAGGAAGAGCAGGAAGGCUUCCCGGAGGAGAACCAGAGAAAGAUGCUCAAGAGAGUGCACAGCGAAGCGCAGCUUCGCCUCCCCCCCGCGGCGGAAAACCCUGGGUUUCUGAUCAAGUCCCAGAGCUUCCAGUCGCUUGGGGAGACUAAUCCCGCUCCGUACAACAGGGCCUCGGCCGGUCUACUGAGAGUGAAGGCCACCCACGGGAAGGAGAAGAUCAGACUCAGGCUGCAACCUGCGUGGAGAUUCAAGGAUCUGAAGCAGGAGAUCGCCCGGAGAUUCGGCAUCGUCCGGUCAAGCUCGAUGGAGCUCAAGUACCUUGACGACGACUCGGAGUGGGUCCUCAUGACCUGCGACGCUGACUUGCAUGAGUGCGGCGACAUCCACAGAUCUUCGGGUAUCCCCACCAUCAAGAUCUCCGUUCAGCAUCCUGCUCGUCCAAGGCCCGCCGCCGCCGCCGCCACCUCUCCGACGAGCGGAUCCUGA